AUGAGCUUCUACGGUAACAACUGCCACUCGGGACUGCCGAAUCAAUCAUCUUUUCUUCACGAUCUUUCAUCACGAAGUCAAACAUUAAUGCCACCGAUACAAAGCACUCCGAAACCACGAACUCAUAUCGAUCAAACAAGCACAAGGUGUCUAAAGCACUCCUCAAGAUCACCCAUUAAAGAAGAAAAAGAAGAAGAAUUCAUUCUACUGCUGUCAACUUUGACGACAGACGAUCAGUCCCGACUAAACCACAAUCAAUCUCAACUAGAUGAUGACGUAAAUACUCGAUUCGACUCCAUUGAAUUGAAGAUUAACAAUGCCAUACUGGAAUUGGAGUCUAUAUACAAGAUAAUUGGAUAUUCAUCUUCUGAAGUCAACCUGAAAAAGUCGGAAAUAUUCACAAUUGUUCAAGACACAAUCAGCAACUUUGCAAACAGUCUACAACGAAAGAAGAGCACCCUUGAGAACGAAUGUGAGUGGUUAAAGCAACAGAUCCAGGUUAUACUAUCAAUGGUAAAUGACGCCAAGGGUGACAAGUCCUUGUCUCUUUUGCAAAGAGGUCUAGUGUUUAACAAUCAACAACAGUACGUGGAUGGGUAUAAGGAACAAAUUCUUUCAAAAAUGUCAAGUCCCGAGUUCAAACGUUCGAAGUUGGGAGAUGAGUUGACUGUGGAGCAACAGGAUGAAUAUAUGGUGAGAAAUAUUCCGGAAUUGACGCUUCUAGAGCUAAGAUCGAGAUUGAAUAUGAUAUUCAUUGAGGUUUUGAAGACUUUCGUGAAACAAUACAAGCAAUACAACUCCUUGAAUAUAGAAUGUGCCAAGAUCGUCGCCUCUAUCGGGCCAUCGGAGUUUGAUUCAAGGAUUAUAGGCUCUAUGCCUACCUUGAGUGAUGCUGAGCUGCAUCAGAAAAUAAUGGAAGAAUUCAUCAGCUUAGUAACAACCGUCAAUACCAAUCAAACGCCAGACCAGAGUGAAAAUGAAGUUUUCAUUAUCGCAAGUCCCGUCAAGUCCUCACUGCGAGAGACGAUUCACUCGAGUGGUGAGCACUCUGAGGAUAAUAUGAGCCGUUUGCGACAAGUCAAUUACCAACUAGUGCGAGUUAUGCGGAGUCUCAAGUUUACGAGGAUUUCGUCGGAUCUCAUGCAAGCUUUACAGCAAGAAAUUCGAAAAGGACGCGAACUGUUAGAUGCACGCAGAGGGACCGUUGUUGAAAUUGUGAACAAGUGUCUUGAGUGUAUUGAGUUCCUCCAGUAUUCCGAUGAGCAUUUAGCCGAUCUACAAAAGAAUGAAAUUGGAGACAGCGAAGGCUGUUUGGACAGCGAGACAUUGAAGUUGCUACUACGCGAUCCACUUGAAUUUGGUUUACAUGACGAACAUAUAAACUAUCUAGUACAGUUUCAAAAUUUGAUUCAAGCCAAAAUUGAUGAAAAGCGUGAGAAAUGGGAAUCUUAUUCUACAUCAUGUAUGCAGUUGUGGAAACGGCUUGGAGAAAGUGAGGAGUACAUUGGAAAGUUUAUGCAAAACAACAACAAUUUGUCUGAUCUUUCCCUUCUCAACUUUAAGAUGGAAUUAAACCGGUUGUAUAUCAAGAGAUCGGAGUAUAUUGAGAGUUUCAUCUCUGAUGCAAGAGCGGAAAUUGAAAGACUUUGGGACCAAAUGUACUAUUCAAAAGAUAUGAGAAGUGAAUUCGAGUAUUUCCAGUACGACCCUGAGUUUGAUGAUAGAGACAAGGAAUCAGUAUUGAACAUCCACGAAGAGGAAGUCAAGAAAUUGCAGCAGGAGCUUGAACAGAAACAACCUGUUUUGCAAAUAUACGCCGAACUCCAAGACCUAAUCAAAGACCAAAAGUUCCUUCAAGAAAGUUCUCAAGAUUCGUCAAGAUUGUUGAGCAAGAAUUCAUGCAAGAUCCUACUCAAUGAGGAAAAAAUUAGGAAACGGAUAAACAAGUCCAUGCCUCGUGUCAUUGAGUCUUUGAAAUCGGAGGUGAAAAAGUAUAACAACAGGGUUGUUUUAGAAGGUCAACGGCCAUUAAUGAUCAACGACAAGGAUUUUUUUGAAGAGGUGUUACGUCUAGAAUCUGAACACUUGAGUUCCGGUAACAGAGUUAAACAGAAGUCGGCAUCUACAUCGCCCAUGAAACGACCCGUUAGUGCGUCUAACAUUUCACCAGAGAGAAAACAACAACCAAGGUUUAUGUCAACCAGAUUCCCACAAGCUCCUCGAAGUACAGGCAGAGCGAAAGUGAGCAAGUUAUCGACAAAUCCACGACAGACUGUGGCAACGAGGCAACCACUGCCUGUUCACACAUCGAACGUGAGCAGUGCUACAAAGUCACUGCUCGGUUCUCUGUCGAGCAGUCGUGUUAAUUCUUCGUUAUUGACUUUGGAGAGCCCAGUGUCUACGAGUUGUACUAACUCAUUCAUUGCAAAGCCACCCUCAGUUGAAUUGAAGCCUCUCACAUCACCGCUCAAGUCGUCAACAACAAGGGGAAAUACUUCAACUAAUAGCUACACCAAUAAAAUUACCGUGGGCCCUCAAUUUCACUUUGAUUCGCGAGAAGAAAAGGAAAACAAAUUGGGCUCCUUCGUGAACAAAGUUUCCAAUUUGAACCAGUUUCCCCCUGUGAAUAUAGAACCAGCUUCUAUCAGUCUGUGCAAUGGCAUGAGUAGCGCAGGAUCAACGAGCAUUGGCAAUGAUACCUCCACCAUGAUGGGUGACGAUUAUUUUGCAUGGCGGGACGAAAAAAUCAAACAGUUGAACGACGUGUAA
Molecule: messenger RNA, 2769 nt
Organism: Lodderomyces theae
Lineage: Eukaryota; Fungi; Ascomycota; Pichiomycetes; Serinales; Debaryomycetaceae
Gene: ASE1
Product: Ase1p
Exons: 1
Coding region: 1-2769 (922 amino acids)
Biological process (GO): microtubule cytoskeleton organization; mitotic spindle midzone assembly
Cellular component (GO): mitotic spindle midzone; spindle; cytoplasm
Molecular function (GO): microtubule binding
Source: RefSeq, a predicted model, not a curated record